This is a messenger RNA of Spirodela intermedia, 2713 nucleotides long. NCBI's taxonomy places the organism in Eukaryota, Viridiplantae, Streptophyta, Magnoliopsida, Alismatales, Araceae. The record is from the annotation of a GenBank genome assembly.
AUGUCAAGAACAUUGCUCAACUGGCUCUCGUUUUCUUCCCUGCUCGUCUCCGUCCUCGCCGGGGAUUUCGAAUUCUCCAACUGCGACUGUGAUGGCGAAGGCUUCUGGAGCUCUGAGAGGAUCCUCCAGGUCCAGAAGGUGAGCGACUGUCUGAUCGCCACGGCCUACUUCUCCAUCCCCCUCGAGCUCCUGUACUUCGUGUCGUGCUCCAACGUCUUCCCCUUCAAAUGGAUCCUCUUCCAGUUCGUCGCGUUCAUCGUCCUCUGCGGGCUCUCCCACCUGCUCACCGUGUUCACCUACAAGGCCCACUCCUUCUUCCUGAUGCUGUUCCUCACUGUGUCGAAAUUUCUCACGGCCUUGGUCUCCUUCGCCACGGCGAUAACCCUUCUGACCCUCAUCCCCCAGCUCCUAAGGGUGAAGGUGAGGGAGAAUUUCUUGCGGAUAAAGGCCCAGGAUCUGGAUCGGAGAGUCGAGAUGAUGAAGAGGCAGGAGGAAGCUGGUUGGCAGGUGAGAGUGCUGACCCAGGAGAUCAGGAGGUCGCUCGACAGGCAGGUCAUCUUGUUCACCACGGUCGUCGAGCUCUCGAAGAUAUUGGGGCUCCAAAAUUGUGCGGUAUGGAUGCCGAAUGAGGAUCAGACGGAGAUGAAUCUGACGCACGAAGUGGAGCAGAGGAGCCCUCGGGAAGCCGGCGGCCUCACAAUCCCCAUGGACGAUCCCGAUGUCGUGGAGAUCACGAAGAACAACACCACGAUGCUACUGUCUCAGGACUCUCUUCUAGGGUUUGCAAGCGGCGGCCAUGGUCUCGAGCGUGGAGCAGCGGCGGCGAUCCGGAUGCCGCUGCUGAAGGCAAGCGAUAUCAAAGGGGGAACACCGGCGGCGGCGUCGGAGACAUCCUAUGCUAUUCUGGUCCUGGUCCUCCGCGAAGACGCACCGCAGGAGUGGGGAGAUUCAGAGCUGGGGAUCGUCGAAGUGGUGGUGGAUCAGGUGGCCGUCGCUCUUCUGCACGCCGGAGUUCUGGAGGAGUCUCAGAGAAUGCGGGAGAAGCUGGAAGAGCAGAACCAGGCCCUCCAGCAGGCCAGAAUGGACGCCAUGAUGGCAAACAGGGCGAGGAACUCCUUCCACAACGUCACCAGCCACGGGAUGAGGAGGCCCGUCCAUUCGAUCUUGGGCUUGCUGUCCAUGUUCCAGCAGGAACCCCUGAGCUCCGAGCAGAGGCUGGUCAUCAGCACGAUGAUGAAGAUGAGCUCCGUCAUCUCCGCUCUGAUCGGCGACAUCAUGGAGAGCCCCGACAGUGGAGCCAGGAGCCUGGUCCUCGAGACGAGGCCCUUUCACCUGCACACGACGAUCAAAGAAGCCGCCGCCGUCAUCAGAUUUCUCUGCGACAACCGGGGAUUUGGCUUCGGCAUCCAGAUCGACAACGACAUCCCGAAUCUGGUCUACGGCGAUGAGAAGCGGGUUUUCCAGGUGAUCUUGCAUACGGCCAGCGACCUCCUCAAUCAACGGGACGAAGGGCUCCUGAGCUUCUCAGUUCUUUCUGAGGGCGGGAUCGACGGCAAGCUGAGCCAGAGAUGGGUUCCAUGGAAGGCGGCCAUUCCCGACGGCCACGCCGGAAUAAGGCUCGAGAUCUGCACCAAGGGAGUCCAGUCGGACGGCCUGAGCUCCUCCGAUCAGCAGCUCCCAAGAAGUUCCGGCGGUGGAAGGCUCGAGACCAGACAGAGGUUCGGCAUGUGUAAAAAACUCGUGCAGGUACGAACUAGUAGCGGCUGCCUUUUCUUUCUUUCUUUGGAUGAUAUUCGAUCGCGGGUUCGUGGGAAGGAUCAUCGAUUUCUCCUUGCUGCAUUCACACGGACGUUCUUCGCGAGAGAUUAAUGCUUUUUUUUCUCUCUGAUCGCCGGUUCCUCUGUCGAGGGUAAUAUUCUAUGGGGCUCCUGAGGGAGGAGCAUUGAUGAUAUCUAUCUGUUUCAGAGCAUGGAGAGGAGUAUACGCUAGAUCUGAAUAUUCUGUAGGGUAGAUUAUUUGCAGAUGAGCUCUGGGUCAUUGCAGAUGGGUAGAUUAUGCAUUGGCGACGCUGAUCAUCUUCUAGCUUCAUGACCCAUCUUAAAAGUUAGGAUCUUUACGAAAUGUGCCGUGCUCAUCGGGUUCUAAUGCUGCUGUUCUGGGUCUUUGUGUGCUGCAGAUGAUGCAGGGGGAAAUCUGGGACGUCUCGAAUGCCCAGGAGCUUGCAGACAGCACGAUAUUGCUUCUUCGUCUCCGGCGCCGGCGAUCGGGGGAGAGCUCCGACCACGGCGGCGCCGCCCUCCGGGGGCCGCCGUCGGAGUCCCUCUUCAAAGGCCUGAGGGUCCUGCUCGCCGACGGCGACGACGUCAACCGGGCGGUGACCCAGAAGCUGCUGGAGAAGCUCGGCUGCCGCGUCUCCUCCGUCUCCACCGGGUUCCAGUGCCUGAGCCUGCUCGGCGGCGGCGCCGCCAGCUCUCCCUUCGACCUCGUCCUCCUCGAUGUCCUCCUCCGCGACAUGGACGGCUUCCACCUCGCCGCCCGCAUCCACAAGCUCCGCAGCGGCAGCUGGUCCCCUAUCAUCGUCGCCCUCACCGCCAGCUCCCAGGAGGCCCUCUGGGAGCGCUGCCUCCACUCCGGCAUGCACGGCCUCAUCCAGAAACCCGUCAUGCUCCAGGCCAUGGCCGACGAGCUCUGCAGAGUCCUCCGCAUCACCUAG